AUGAGCGGUGUCACCUUCAUUGGGCAAGCACCUUCAGAGAUGGUUGCGCCCGAAAAUGAUCUCAUUCCCGAACUACCCAAUCCACCUCAUCAUGGCCAUCUGCAGCGACAGUCCUCGGGCUCGUCUGCACAAGGAGUUAGUGCUGCUGCUGCACUGUGGCACGACAGCAACAAUAACAACAACGGCUCCAAUCGACGUUCAGUGAUCACACACGCCACAUCUUCAGGCGCCAAUCUUCAGGCACCGACACAUGACCGGAACAACAAUCCACUGAAUGAGAAUGUCAGCAACGGCAGCAUCGAUGGUACGCCCUCUGAUGCCGUGACACCCUCUUCACACGAGAAUCCCAAAGGACAGCAGCACUUCUCUAGCCAAUCUUCUUCGGCUUCAGUUGAAUCGUUGACCGACGCAGACGCACAGUCAAUUGAGAAUGGCAGCCAGAUGUCUGACACGCAGUCAAUUGAUUCCACGGCAGCUACUAUUGACUCUACCUCCGAAGCUUCGCUGGCUGUCUUUCGAGGCCCAGUGGCUACCUCUUCCUCCAGCUCUGCUGACAUGUCUGCUGGAUAUCGUCACCAGCACCAUCAUUCUCAGGGUGUUCCGGCGUUUGUCGAGGACAAUACGCAACAGAUCUUGCAGUUGCAAGCGGCUGCUUUUCGUGAACGAUCUCAAUCACAAUCCUCACAGGCUUCAUCGGUCUCUCCGAACGGUGUCACACAAGUUCAACAAUGCCCAAACAAUGUCAACACUGCACAGCAAAACAGUCCAUCCAACGCUGGCUUGCAAUCACCGUCAGUGACUGCCAAUGCUGCGAACCAGUCACCAAGUCAGCAAUCUCAUCUUGUUAACCUUCCUACCGCUAGCGGCCUUAGAAAUCAGUCUAUUAUGUUUGCGCCAGUAAUGUUUCAGCAGCAAGACGCCAAUCAAAGAACGCCCAGACAUAAUCAGUCGUCACAGCAGUCUACCUCGUCUUCCCCUUUGGCGAAUGUAAAUCAAAAUGUUCCUGUAAGUGGAGGCAACAAUCAGCCGCCAAGCCGCCGUGUUUGCUUGAGGCGUAGUUCUUCAAAUAAUGUCAGCUCUCUGCCAACAUAUCCUCCUCGUGAUGGAUACGGCUCUACGCCUCCUGCUCAAGUGGGCUCGCUGCUUUCGCCGCGUUAUCCUCUGGUUUUGGCCGGUAGCAGUUCGGUGGGAAACUUCACUGAAAUGUUUGGCGAUAUCUUGGAGCAAUUCGCUGUGAAUCCUCAGGUUCCACAAGUGGCACUUAUUGCUCAAGUACCGCCACAGAUUCAGCUGCAGUCGCAAGCACCACCGCCGUACAGGCCUAACGUCAGCCAUCAUCAUCUGAACAACACUACCUCAAACGGACCUGUGCCCCAGCCUCAACAGCAACCGCCUAUCCAUUUUCGCUAUCGAAGUGGAGAUGGAUCGCGUAGUGCUAGUGGAAACUCUGUGCGCGUCAAUUCGGGCAAUCGACGUCUCACCUUUCCUACCUGUCCAUAUGCUCAUCUUGCUUCGCGCCCUCCUAAUNAUCGCGUAGCAGCCAACCGGUACUUGGCGGAAACUCAAAUGUAUGGUCAGCAACAUCAACAGCCACCGCAUCAGCAGCAGCAGUCACAGCAGCAGAUUCAAUCGCAGCAGCAGCCUCAGCAGACUAACUUUCAGUCAUGUCCUGCCUUACGGCGAAGUGGUGGUGGGGGGUCAUCGCAAGCACAAGGNCAUCAGCACCAGCCACAGCAGCAGCAGUCACAGCAGCAGAUUCAAUCGCAACAGCAACCUCAGCAGACUAACUUUCAGUCAUGUCCUGCCUUACGUCGAAGUGGUGGUGGGUCAUCGCAAGCACAAAAUGCCGUGGAUAGCUUCACUCAACGCUUCAACCAGGCAGGCUACAAUGCUUCACCGCAGCAGUCGGCGCCUCAGCCACAGGCCAAUAGCACUUACCAUCGUAAUGCAUACCCCAGUCAUGCACUGCUUACUCCUGAAAUUCUGCACCGAACGAUUGCUCAAGCGCCAAACGUCAUUCCUCUGAUUGUGCCAGGCAAUUCGGCACCACCUCAAGCUCAAGGUCAACAGACAGGCAAUCUGAAUUCAGGCCGAAGCUCGCAUCCAGUGAUGCUCACCGCCGCUACCUAUCCGAACAUCUACCCACAGCUGAUGAUGUUCAUGGCCAGUCUGCUGACCCAUCCACCGGCGAACAACGCCAUUUCAUUCUCAACAGCACCACCACCACCCCCUCCUCCGGCUCAGCCACAGGCAGCAAUUCAUCCUGGUCAUGGAAACAUUAAUCAGUACGCAAACCGAGCUGGAACAUCAAACGGCAAUGUGAAUAGCCAACAAAGUGGACAGUCAGGACAGGCCAACUCCCAGGCUUAUGGUCACUCGCACUACCAAGGACCACCACCGGCAGCGCAGGGAGCCUCUCAGGCGUUGCCACCGAAUGGAGCUCCCUACAGUUUGCCGUCCAUUCCAAUUCCGGCAGCCUACUACACGCAUCAGCCUACUACUUCGAGCCACCGAGUGAACUCGGGCGUCUUGCCACUGCCGCCGCAGCCUCAUCACCACCACCACCAUCACCACGGGUCACAAGGUCACAGGCUGUACCCAUUCUAUACCAGCAGCCGUCAUGCACACCAUCGUGGAUUCUUCAGUGAUCUGCACGAUCUCAGCAACUUUGCCCAGGCCAACUUUAACGGUAUGGCGCCACUGUUUCAAGAUUCCCCUGAAGCAGAAAACUACGAGGCUUUGCUUAGUCUGGCCGAGAGACUGGGCGAGGCGAAACCGCGUGGCCUCACCAAACAGGAGAUUGAUCAGCUGCCCUCGUACAAGUACAAGGGCUCCAAUGACGAGAGUGAUCAGACGAUGUGUGUCGUUUGCAUGUGUGACUUUGAAAUGAAGCAGAACUUGCGCGUUUUGCCCUGUUCGCAUGAAUUUCACACCCGAUGCGUCGACAAGUGGUUGAAGACCAACCGAACUUGCCCAAUCUGCCGACGUGAUUCCACUGUUUCCAGUCACGAAUCCGAUUAA
Messenger RNA from Rhagoletis zephyria (snowberry fruit fly), 3021 nucleotides. The record is from RefSeq and is a predicted model, not a curated record. NCBI's taxonomy places the organism in Eukaryota, Metazoa, Arthropoda, Insecta, Diptera, Tephritidae.